UACUGCAACGUUUUGUUACUUCCUGGUUGGCUUCACGUUCCGCCUGCCAGUGUUGAGGGUUGGUAGUGACACGCUGCAACAGGUUGGUUUAUGUCCAUGCUGGAUUUGAUGGUGUAUGCGGUGGCUGCAUAAUGGUUGGUGUUUGGCGGUCUUCUGGUCUCCUUGGCCCAGUUGAUCAUCAGAAGAUGGUCGUAAAGGAGGUUAUCUGAGUCAACAGGAAGCCCAAACUCAUGAGGGCUCGUAGCUGCUCACACAGCUUUCCUCUGAGCUCCCUUGAAGGUAAAUCAAGCUUGUAGGUGACGGUGUUGUUCAGAGGCUGAGUUAUGGGCUGUGGGGGGAGCAGGACUGAUGCUCUGGAACCUCGCUAUCUGGAGAGCUGGACCAAGGAGACGGAAUCCACGUGGCUCACGAGUACCGACACCGACAUCCCGCUGUCAUCCAUCCAGAGCAUCCCGUCUGACAACUCCGAGGUCGGCUUCAUCUCCGAGAAGACCAUCAGCCCAGUUCCAGACUUUUUUGAAGAUGGCCUCCCUCCUCCUGCUCAGGCGUACCUGAAGGUCUGCUCGGCCGUGUCUGAAGCCAGUCUGAACGAUGCAACGCCCAGCAGCCCCUCCUCUAUCUUGUCCUCCCCGAAGCAGGAGGCAGCUUCACCGCCAUCGGGAACCACAGUGCAGCGCAGAAGUGUUCUCCACACAGAGGAAAUCACAAAAUGGCAGGAUAAUCGGAUGUCGACCAAGCAGGUGACCAUUACCGUGACACAGAGCAUCCACCAGGUAGACGAAAACGGAAAAGUGAAGAAGUCCCUCACAACAUAUGAGAUCAUGAAACCUGUGGAGACUCUAAAACAGGUGGCUCCUCAAAACACAUGAAGGCAGGACUGAGUGAGGCUUAACACAACUGUGAAAUGAAUGUGUUUUUUGUAAAGAAAUGUUUGUCUACAGCUUCAUAUUUACAUAUGAAUCACGUGCCAAUUAUAAUGUGUUAUUGUAUGUUUUUACAUGAGAAAAAAAUGUAUUUGGUCAUAAAAAUAAUAAUUUAAUUGUGCCAUAAUAGUAUUUAUAAAAGACAGGGUGAUUAAAAACACUUCUUGCUGCUUUUAUUAAAUAGUGUUCAGUGCUAUCAUUGUAUUUUUUCAUGUUUAUUGUGAAUAUUUAUGUUGGGAAAAUGUUUUACAGUCUGUACGACUCAGGAAAGUGAUGUGAAACCGGCAGCAAUGAUCGAUCAGGCUCACUGCACCUUGUUAUUUUGCACAAAUCAGUUUAUACUUUGUGUUUUUUUCAUCAAAUAAAGCUUUAUGGUCCAACAUGAA
This is a messenger RNA of Oryzias melastigma (Indian medaka), 1309 nucleotides long. It is a transcript of the gene baalcb, whose product is annotated as BAALC binder of MAP3K1 and KLF4 b. NCBI's taxonomy places the organism in Eukaryota, Metazoa, Chordata, Actinopteri, Beloniformes, Adrianichthyidae. The record is from RefSeq and is a predicted model, not a curated record. Gene Ontology annotation, cellular component: cytoplasm.